Scylla paramamosain (green mud crab) is the source of this 3013-nucleotide messenger RNA. RefSeq lists its product as uncharacterized. The transcript is spliced from 4 exons. Lineage: Eukaryota; Metazoa; Arthropoda; Malacostraca; Decapoda; Portunidae. Gene Ontology annotation, molecular function: RNA polymerase II transcription regulatory region sequence-specific DNA binding; DNA-binding transcription factor activity, RNA polymerase II-specific. The coding region runs from base 341 to 1042 and encodes 233 amino acids. The record is from RefSeq and is a predicted model, not a curated record. Gene Ontology annotation, cellular component: nucleus.
AUCGUUUUCCACCACCAGCGUGACGUCGUCGGCCAGACCUUCUCCUGCCAUCACAGGGAAAGGAUCGCUGUCGGAGCUCCAUAUAUUUUAGUGUUUUUUUUUCACGUCCUGGAGGUCAAUCUCUUCGCAAAUUGGCACAUCCGGCCAGCCAGCAGCCCCCGGUGCAGCCCCAGCGGCCUCUCCUCCGCGCUCGCCAUCCCCCGCCCCCUCAAGCCCACUGCAGCUGGUCACACCCCAGGUUUCUUCCCCCGCCAGCCCCCAGCCCCUCACAGGCCCUAGCUCCAAGACACCCAGCACCAGCCCUCGUAGCCCCGUGCGUGUGGUGGUGCGCACCGGCAGGAUGGUGGCGCCCGUGAUGCUUGAGAAGUCCUCCCGGUACUUGGUGAGGAUACCGGGACCUACACCCCUGCCCCCCACCGCUCCUACCCGCCACCUGUCACUGCAGGAGGAGGAAAAGCCAGAGGCAACCACUCCCACCAUGUCUGCCCCUGAGGCGUCCCUCUCUCAAGAGUCUUCACCCCCUCAGGCAAGCCCUACGCCUGACGCCAUCACCACCACCACUGCCACCACAUUGCGGUCCCUGCCGAGUCGGGGCGGGGCAAGGCGGCGAAGGUGCAGCAGUUCCUCCAGCACCAGCAGUACCGUCAGCAGCAACACCCCAUUCCGGUCCCUGCGAGGUGGAGGGGGCAGCGGGGCGGGGUCAGAUAGGUUUGCCAAGCGCAAGGCAUACGAGCUGGACCCCCAGGAGGACCCAGACAUGGAGCGGUGCCGCCUCAAUGCCAUCAAUGCCAGGCGGAAUAGGGAGCUGAAGAAGGCACGAAUGGCGGAGCUGGAGAAGCUGGUGCAGGAAGGGGAUCGGGAGCGGGACAGACUGCUUGGAGAGAACCGGGAGUUGCGGGAGGGCAUGGCCGAGCUGCAGCGGGAAGUGAAGCACCUCACCAACAUCCUCAGGAAUCAGUCGCGCCUCUCACACAUAUUAGACAAGCUGGCGUCUGCGGGUGGCUCAAGGUCAUCACGGCAGGUGGGCAGGGUGCACCCCUGAUCCCCUCACUGGGACAGGGGGCCCCAGCCUCACCGUGCCAGCCUCUGCCCCCUCCAGUCCCCACCAUGCUGCCUGGUCGCCGCAUCUCAUCUUGGGAGAGCAGCGCCCCAGCCUGGCCCUAAAGGUUUGGAGUGGAGAGACCCAGCUUAGUAUGCACUGCCUCCAUAUCCAUAGUCUUCAUUACACCAUUACCUGGUUCUCAUUCACAGAUAUUUCCCUCAGUUCAAGGCAGAUUAUUCAAAGAUGUUUUUGCAUUAAACUUUUGGCUUAAACAUGUAUAUAAAUUAUGAAAGUUCAAUUUGAUAAAGGCUUUUUUGUAAUUUUAAGUUUAAGCUUCUGCACUUCAUCUGAAAAUGAAUGAGGACUAGUUUUUUAAUUUUCAUAUCAUUUUCAGUCUGUUCUAGUCAUAUCCUUACAUUGGUUUUGGAGGUGUAUGAUAAAGCCAUAAAUGUCCCUGAUAGGCUUGCUCCUCUAGCAUUCCUAAAGGUAUUUAUAAUUCCACUGGAUUUAUUGAUCUUGAGUUUUGAGACAGGUUAGAACUGUUAAAGUUUUGUGCUAUGGUAUUUAUACAUGUUCCUUUGUGUUGAAUUCUGCAUGACACUUUUGUUCUCCCACAUAGAUACAGUUGCACUGUUGUGAUUUCCAUUAUUGAUCUUAAAAUGUUAGCUAGAUUAUAAAAUAUCAGGAUAACUUAUUAGGUUACAUAUGUGCCACAGUUGCAUGCUGCUUAGUUGUUGUCAAGAGGAGUCAAGGAAUGUUCACUUCACAGGAACAAAAUAUUUUUUAAAACUACAUUUGUUUUGUUUACAUAUUUACAAGUUUGUGUGCUUUGAUCAGUGGCAUUGAUCAACAUUACCAAUGAUUUGAGAUUUCCAAGUGUUCAGAUCUUGUUAAUAUUUUCAUACUUUGCAGCAUCUCUGUUCAUAAAUCUGAGUCUCAUAACAACCUCUAAAGUUACCCACAUGCCAUUUUGAUGAAACACCAAAUGAUGCUGUGAAUUUUUGACAAGCCAGAAACCAAACACCCUUUUCUUAUUCCUCACUUUUAUGCAGAAUCAAUGAAGCAUGAAACUUGGCCCAUCCCUGUAGUCUGUUGCUACUCCUUAAAAUAAUGAUAUGAUAAAAUACCUCUAAUCCAUCAUAUAUGAAGGGAUAGGUGCCUAGGGAGAAAAAUUAGAACAGUAAAAUUGUGGUCACUUUCUUCUCUCUCAGAUGCUAACCGAAUGUGGGGAACCAUUUAAUGUUUUAAAGCUCUAUUGAUUUCCACUGCAAAUGUUGCAUUCAUUUUGAUACAGAUCUCACUUAAAAUGUAUAUCUUAGAUAUCUAAGUGAAUCAAUAUUAAAUUAUUUAUUCCAGAGAACAGGAUAGAUUUUUAACUGGAAUCAUUAUUAUUUGUUCCAGAGAACAGGAUAGAUUUUCCUGUAGGUCUUAGGUGAAUGAUAAAGCUGUAGGGUCUUAGGUGAACAUUCAAGCUGUAGGGACAUCACAAUGCAAUUUUAUAUUUUUGCUAAAGUGUCACUCACUCUCUCUCUCCUCUUAGUAGCAGGAAUGGCUGGCUGGUUCAUGCCAUGUAAAUAGGCACUUUUCCUCUGGAUAAGUAACAGCUAUCUGCAAAUGCUGAUAGGCAAGAUCUGAACACUGAUAAUUUGAAGGCCUUUGGAGCUGUACACAUAUUCCAUUAGUCUGUUUAGCAGCAGUGCAAUUUUGAGCAUGUCAUGGCUAUCUAUUUGUGACCACACUUCAAGCAUCAUUACUUACCAGAUGGGUAUCAUUUGUUAUACAUUAAAUAAGCAUUGAUGAUUACAUCAGCCUGAUAAAUCUCAAUUUUCUUCUGUACAUGUAUCAUUAGCUCAGUUAAGCCUAGCAGGGACAUUUUAAGCUGGGUCUCAGUGUUUGGAUGGUGGUAGUUCAUUGUGUUAUUUAAGAAGAAUAUAUAUAUUGUAUAUUUUUGUAAAUAAAUACACAAUUGUU